This is a messenger RNA of Colletotrichum karsti, 816 nucleotides long. RefSeq lists its product as uncharacterized. Gene Ontology annotation, biological process: Golgi vesicle transport. The transcript has 2 exons. The record is from RefSeq and is a predicted model, not a curated record. NCBI's taxonomy places the organism in Eukaryota, Fungi, Ascomycota, Sordariomycetes, Glomerellales, Glomerellaceae. Gene Ontology annotation, cellular component: membrane. The coding region runs from base 1 to 816 and encodes 271 amino acids.
AUGAUGUCCUCCGCCAACGAGGAGGAUCCCUUCCUCCAAGUCCAACAGUAUGUCACGAGCCAGUCCAGUCCACCGGUGCUCCUGCGCAAAGCCAGGACGGUAGAUGCGCAUGUAGAUGUCCUCGCCCAGCUGGACUCGACCCGCCCCCUGUUCACCUCCUACCUCCGCAUCCGCUCCCUCUCCACGUCCCCGACGUCCCCGGAACUCGCCUCCGCCCGCUCCGACCUCGAAUCCUCCCUCGCCUCCCUGGCCGAGGACCUCGCCGACCUCGUCGAGUCCGUCAAGGCCGUCGAGUCCGACCCGGCCUCCUUCGGCCUCUCGUCCGCCGAGGUCGCGCGCCGCAAGAGGCUCGUCCAGGAGGUCGGCGGCGAGGUGGAGGACAUGCGCGACGAGCUGGCCAAGAAGCUGGGGACCGACGCCAAGGGGAAAGCCGCCGGGGGCGCCUCGAACUCGGACCUGCCGGACCCGAGCUCCUUCGCGAUGGAGGGCGGCGAGGGGGAGGACGGGUACGCCGAGUUCGAGCAGCAGCAGCAGCUCGAGAUGAUGCGCCAGCAGGACACGCACCUCGACGGGGUGUUCCAGACGGUGGGGAACCUGAGGCGGCAGGCGGAUGAUAUGGGCCGCGAGCUGGAGGAGCAGAGGGAGAUGCUCGAGGUCGUGGACAGCGUCGCGGAUCGCGUCGGUGGGCGGUUGCAGACGGGCGUGCAGAAGUUGCAGUAUGUCAUGCGGAGGAACGAGGACAGGCUGAGCAGUUGCUGUAUUGCGGUGCUCAUCUUCGUGCUUAUCCUGCUGCUCGUGUUGUUGUUAAUACUGUGA